Molecule: messenger RNA, 366 nt
Organism: Microthlaspi erraticum
Lineage: Eukaryota; Viridiplantae; Streptophyta; Magnoliopsida; Brassicales; Brassicaceae
Source: the annotation of a GenBank genome assembly
AUGGUGUCAAAUAGAUGGAGCCUGGAAAGAGUCAGAGACUCGAGCGGGACUUGGGUGACGGAACUGAAAGCGUUGGUGUGGGCCAUGCAAAUCAUGUUGGUCUACAAUAAACGGCGAAUGCAGUUUCAAACUGACUGCACUGAACUGGUGAAGAUGGUGUCUACACCGACAGCGUGGCCGGCGUUCGAAACACUGCUUGAAGAGGUGGAGAAGUGCAAGAGGCGGUUUGAGGCUUUCUCCAUAAUCCACAUACCGAGGACAACAAACACGAAGGCAGACAAGCUAGCACGGAGUGCUCGAGAUCAGCCUUAUGACGUGUAUUAUGUAAACUCAAUUCCACCAACAUCGCUCCCUGAGCUGAUUUAG